AGAGAAUAACAGGAUGAGGUGUUAAAUGUUAACUGUCAGAAGACGCUUGUCUCAGGGUCCAGGCAGGCCAAAGGUCCAUCGUGUGCCUCCACCUACUGACUCCUCCUAAAAGACAUAAUCAGCUCUCCGGUGACUCUACGAUCCAGCUUCCUCUCUGUUCCGGUUUGAAACCUUGCAGAGCUCUGGAAGACUAGAGAGGCUUACUGCUCGAGACUCGACUGAGAGGGGAAACACAGGUAAUGUGAAGGUGCACAAAGCUGCAGCUACUAUGGACAGUCACAUUAUACAGAUUUCCCGAGAUGACUUGGAAGAUCUAAAAGAAGCCUUCAACAAAAUCGAUAUUGAUAACAGCGGCUAUGUGAGUGAAUGGGAGCUUCAGGAGCUGUUCAAAGAGGCAAGCUUCUCCCUUCCAGGCUACAAGGUGCGAGAGAUCGUCGAGACCUUCAUUGCUGGAGAUACAAACAAAGAUGGAAAGAUCAGCUUUGAGGAAUUUGUCUCUAUCUACCAAGACCUGAAGAGUAGACAGAUCAGCGAGACAUUUAAAAAAAUUGUGUCACGGAGGGAUGGGAUUCGUUCUUUUGGAGGAACAUCAGGAAUCUCUAGCGAGGGAACCCAGCAUUCCUACGCUGAUGAGGAGAAGGUGGCUUUUGUAAAUUGGAUCAACAAAUCUUUGGCAAAAGAUCCAGACUGCCAACAUCUGCUGCCCAUGGACCCUGAUGAUGAAAGCCUCUUUACCUCUGUCCGUGAUGGAAUCCUCUUAUGCAAGAUGAUCAACCAUUCUCAGCCAGACACGAUUGAUGAAAGAGUCAUCAACACUAGGAAACCCUCUACCUUUCAUAUGAGAGAGAAUCUGGUCUUGGCCCUGAAUUCAGCCUCAGCUAUCGGGUGUACGGUGGUGAGCAUGGAUGCCCAUGACUUGAUGGCUGGAAAGCCCCACCUGGUUCUGGGAUUGCUCUGGCAGGUUAUCAAGAUUGGCCUCUUCGCUGACAUAGAAAUCAGCAGGAACGAAGGUCUGAUUGCCCUCCUAGCAGAUGGAGAAUCACUGGAGCACCUAAUGUCUCUCUCCCCUGACGAGCUGCUGCUCCGCUGGGUCAACUAUCAUCUACGCAACGCUGGAACGGAAACAAUCAGCAACUUCAGCGAAGACAUCAAGGACUCACGGGCCUAUUUCCACCUGAUGGAUCAGAUCACUUCCUGUGAGGAGGAUGAAUUCCAAAUGAGGAUAAAAAUUGACAUGAGCGGUCUCAAUGAGUGGGAUUUGGAGAAAAGGGCGGAGCUGAUGCUGCAGCAGGCAGCCAGACUGGAAUGCAGGCAGUUUGUUACUCCUCAUGAUGUCACAUCUGGAAACAGCAAACUGAACAUGGCCUUUGUGGCCAACCUGUUCAACAUGCACCCCGGUCUGCAGAAGCUUCUGAUGAACGGAGGCGAUUUAGAGCACAUAGAGAGGGAGACCAGAGAAGAAAAAACAUUUCGCAACUGGAUGAACUCUCUGGGUGUUUCUCCACAUGUGCACCAUCUUUACCAUGACCUGUGUGACGGCUUGGUGAUUCUGCAGCUUUAUGAUAAGGUCAAUGUGUUUGUGAACUGGAAGAAAGUCAACCGCCCUCCUUAUCCUGCUCUGGGGGCCAACAUGAAGAAGCUGGAAAACUGUAACUAUGCUGUGGAGCUGGGCAGGGAUGUCGCCCGCUUCUCCCUGGUUGGAAUUGGAGGAGUAAAUCUAAACGAGGGGAGUCGUGUACACACCUUAGGGCUGGUCUGGCAGCUGAUGAGGAGGUACACAAUUCAAGUUUUGUCUGAUUUGGGUGAUGGAGAGAGGGUGGUAGAUCAAAUCAUCCUGGACUGGGUCAACAAGAUGCUGAGUCAGAAUAGAAAGGACACACAAAUCACCAGCUUCAAGGACAAGCUGAUCAGCACCAGCCUGCCAGUGAUUGACCUGAUUGAUGUAAUUGCUCCGGGGAUGGUCAAGUUCCCCGUGGUGGCAAGAGGAGAAAAUGGAGUGCUGAAGAAAGAUGAUAAAAUCAACAAUGCCAAGUAUGCAAUUUCAUUGGCUCGUAAGAUUGGCGCUCGUGUCUACGCUCUGCCUGAUGAUUUGGUGGAGGUCAACCCCAAGAUGGUGAUGACUGUGUUUGCCUGCCUCAUGGGGCAUGGUAUGAAGAAAGCCAAAAACUGAAGUAGGCACAAACAACACUGAAUGAAGAUGGAAAAAUAUAUUUGUAUUUUACUUUUAAAAAUUUUCUUUAAGUUUUAACCUUGCCGUGCGUACAAAACAAAAACAGUCUAGCAUUCUCUAUUAUUCGUUUGCAAGAAAAGAAAGCUGUAAAUCUUUUUCCAUCAAUAAAGAUUAUUUUUUUUAUACGUGAUUUUAUGGAAGAUUGUUCUUUGCUUUAAUAAACUUAACCAAUUCUAUUUACUUCUUCUGCAAUAUGAGCCAGAGAUCCGGCAGAAGAAAAAGCAGAAUUAUACACACAUCUGUUCUGUCAAAUACAUUUUAUGUCUGUAAAUGUUGUGCAUUGAAUAUUGCUAUUUAAUUAAU
Maylandia zebra (zebra mbuna) is the source of this 2533-nucleotide messenger RNA. RefSeq names its product plastin 1 (I isoform) (gene pls1). The record is from RefSeq and is a predicted model, not a curated record. NCBI's taxonomy places the organism in Eukaryota, Metazoa, Chordata, Actinopteri, Cichliformes, Cichlidae. Gene Ontology annotation, molecular function: calcium ion binding; actin filament binding. Gene Ontology annotation, biological process: actin filament bundle assembly; actin filament network formation. Gene Ontology annotation, cellular component: actin filament; actin filament bundle; cytoplasm.